AUGGCUGAUCAACAGGGUGAGCAGCAAAUCCAAGAGCAUGUAGUAGCUGUAAAUUGUUUCUUAAAAGAUUAUAUUGUUCUUUUGGUACAAGGAAUUCCAUUGAGCAUUCAAAGGCCAGCUAUUCAAGCAAACAAUUUUGAGAUUAAGCCAACUAACACCACCAUGAUUCAAACGUCAGUCCAAUUUGGGGGCCUUCCGAAUGAUGAUCCAAAUGGCCAUCUAUCAAACUUCUUGGAAAUUUGUGAUGCAUUCAAACAUAAUGGGGUCACAGCUGAUGCAAUUCAUUUGAGGCUUUUUCUUUUCACAUUUAACGAAGCUAAAGCAUGGUUGAAUGUGCUCCUUAUUGGCUCAAUAACAACAUGA
Messenger RNA from Theobroma umbraticum, 363 nucleotides. RefSeq lists its product as uncharacterized. The record is from RefSeq and is a predicted model, not a curated record. Lineage: Eukaryota; Viridiplantae; Streptophyta; Magnoliopsida; Malvales; Malvaceae.